GAUCACAUUUGAAAUAAUAUUGACGAUAUCAAUGAUUCCUUUUAGUCUUAUCCAUAAAGAAUCUUGUGGCUCUGCUCGUGUGUGUGCAUUCUAAUUCCUGGAACCUAAGCAUCUCCACCUCAAAGAGGGGGAAGGAAAACGGGGACCGGGGUUGCAAGGGGGAGUGGAACGAGUGAUAGGUCCAUGGCUCUGCCUCGGGGAACUCUCCCUCCAAAGAACAGGCCAGCUGCUUCUCCUGAGCGAGUGAUCCAUAGUCUCAGACACCUCGUUAAAUUGGUUCAGGUAAAGGAAGUUAGAAGAAGGAGCCUAUUGCCUUUGCUGGUAUCAACAGCCACACUCCCCCAAGGCAACGACUCAAAGAAUGCCCUUCUUCAAGAGUAUCUAAAGAGAUCCAAAGAGAACAAAGCAAGAAAUGACAAAGAGAGACUAGAUGAUUACUACAAGCGGAACUACAAGGAUUACUUUGAAUUCUUUGAAGGUUCGGCGAGAGAGAAAAAAGAGGAGCUGCUUUCUGAAUCUGAAAGGGCCAUCCGUGCGUGGCUUGAGAAGAACAAAAAAUGAUGGGGAGCAGCUGCCCUGGCACUUGAUGUCGAGAGGACAAGCAACCACCAGGUGGUCAUUUUGCAGUUGAAUAAUUUCCUAAUGGUCACAUGAGAAUGCUGUGACUUUAGUUUGACUUUGACCAAGUACUGUCAUAACUUACCUGGAGCAAGUCUUGAAGGAAUAUAACUUUUGUAGCAUGCUCAAGGCUUUCCAUCCAGAAGGCGCAAACAGCUUUUUGCCAAACGUGGAUAUAUGCAACAUCUAUUUCUAUUUACCAUUCACAGAAGAUGGAUUACACCACAGACACAUUUUUAAAGUAAUACUGAGAACUAGAUACUAUUUGGAUC
Messenger RNA from Elaeis guineensis (African oil palm), 890 nucleotides. RefSeq lists its product as uncharacterized. Lineage: Eukaryota; Viridiplantae; Streptophyta; Magnoliopsida; Arecales; Arecaceae. Gene Ontology annotation, biological process: photosynthesis. Gene Ontology annotation, cellular component: photosystem I. The record is from RefSeq and is a predicted model, not a curated record.